AUCCCAAUCCCCACGCCAAACGCCGAUUGCGCACCCGCGGAGCACGCUUCCUCUUCGAGCCGCUGGCCCCGACGCUCGUUGUAUACUCGAACGGAUACAACGGAGAUAGUGGUAUCAAGACGAUUGACUACCACGCGCUGCUAAAAGGAACCCUCCACGGUUUGCUAUUCGAGUCGACAAACAGUGCGGGAUCGUCGCUUCGCUCGCCGUCACUCCCCGCCCUCUCAGAAAUCAUGCAGCAAGAACAACACCACCAACGUCCCCCACCGCCUGCCUACGCCCAACACGAGCCCGAGUCCUUCCACCUUCCUUCCGUACCUACACAUCUCCCCAAUGCUCAGCACAAUAAUGGACGCCUACCAGGCAUAAAGUCGUUGGACCUUCCAGAGACGACGGCCCGUCAUACCCCGCGCAACUCGAUAGAACACAGUCCCAGGAAUCAAUUUGAUGGGUCGCAAUGGGGUGUGCUUCCGAGUCUGAAUAGUGCGACGUUUCCCAGGGUGCCUGAUGGGCUGCCUCGUGAAGACAUAGGAAGUCCUAUGGACACAGCGAGUGUGCGGAGUCUGCAGGAUGAUACUGUGGGGAGGAGGGAAACGAGUGUUAACAUAGACGAUCCGGACGUCAGACUGGCGGCCGAGGCAUUGAGUGGAUUGGGGAAUCCUGACUUUGUACGCUCUCCAACUGCACGAUCGCUUACUCUCUCCGCCCGCGAACCCACAGCUGACCCCGAACCCCUCCUCUCGCUCAUUACAUCGAACCAUCCAUGGCUCGGCGGCGCCGUCAAUGGCUCCAUCUCAGCCUACAAUACCACGAAAGGCUACACACCGCGUUUCGUUCAGUACGGUGCUGAACUCAUCGAGCGCAAUAUCGGAUCGCCCAUGGUCAAUACAGUGUCAUCAGUAGGCAGGAGGACAGGUAUGGAGGAGAACCUGCGGCGAUACCUUGGAGAGGUACACAGACGGCCUAGCGACCUUGAAGCUGGAGACGGGGAGGCUUCAAGAAGCAAGAGGCAGAGAAUAGCAAGUCCAGCAGAUGAUGCCAUGGACAUCGAUGAUGCACAUGCAGCGUCACGGACAAGAGGCGGCUCGCAAUCCUCGUCCCAGUCGUUGUAUGCUGAGUCGCUACCUGCAUACGAUGACCAGCGCUCGCCAAACUACGAGGAGUCGUUAACUGCAGCAGACUCGAAAAGCAGCCGAAAAGCAGAGCGAUCACAGACCCCGCAGGAUAGACGAGUGAACUGGUCUACACAACUCAUAAUGACAACAUCCGGUCUCGGCGUCGCGCUGUCCGACACUUCUCUCCGCUCACUCAAGCUUUGCCUCGGCCUGUUGCGUUCCGCGACCACGCACAUCGAUUCUGUAAUGCGCGCUCUGAAAGUCGUUCUGGAAGAAUAUGAGGCCGCGUUAAGAAGCCGUCGGCAGUCAGACGGACAGGCGUCUGUUGAUGAGAACGGGAUGGAGAGAAUGGAGGGCACAAUGGCCCAAAUGGGGCUCGUAGACGCAGAGAAGGACGAUCAAGUACGCCGAAUAGCAGAUCGCAUCAAAUCCCUCUCAUCCGAUAUAUGGACCACGCUCCAGUCCGUCGUACAAUCUGUCAGCCGGUACACAGGAGGUACGCUGCCGGCAAACGCAUCGCAAGUAGUGCGAACGCAAUUACUAUCUGUGCCGCAACGGUGGCAGGUCGCUGGUAGGAAUGCCGGGCAGGACAACCAAGGAGAAGAAGUCCGCGGGGCGAACAGAAUGUUGGCAUUCGCCAAAGAAGGGCUGGACAUGAUGGGUCAAAUUACAACUGUGGUUGACGGCACGGUUCAGAGCGCCGAAAGCUGGCUUGCUAGGAUUGGACGGAGAACGCCUGGCAGCCAAACGGGCGAGGGUCAGGAACAGACGGCAAAUGGGCGUGGGACUUACAGAGAGAAGACCCCACUAGCAUUGGAGAAUGGCCAUGCGAUAAACGAGAAGCGAUGAGAAAACCGAAAAUGGCCAGUAGGUCAGGUAAAAUCCUUACACCGUGCGACACAGCGUCAAUAUUCAAGGCGCAAGUGGGUACACGGAGCGGUUCGGAGUUGACGAGACAGGAAACAAGUAGAACCGCAACAUACCCAGUAUUUUUUUCUCUCCUACAUCUGUUCGUUUGUUCCAGUAAGGCGUUUGUUGGAUACGGCCUGAAAAUGCAAUCUAGCGCAGCGAGGGAACGGCGAUUAUCCUCAAUCAUAUCUCACCAAACGGCACUUCAACUGCAAGUCAAAAU
Cucurbitaria berberidis CBS 394.84 is the source of this 2247-nucleotide messenger RNA. Its product is annotated as clock-controlled protein 8. Gene Ontology annotation, cellular component: nucleus; endoplasmic reticulum. The record is from RefSeq and is a predicted model, not a curated record. Gene Ontology annotation, molecular function: transcription corepressor activity. Gene Ontology annotation, biological process: phospholipid biosynthetic process; endoplasmic reticulum unfolded protein response; regulation of transcription by RNA polymerase II. Bases 234 to 1964 code for a protein of 576 amino acids. The transcript is spliced from 2 exons. NCBI's taxonomy places the organism in Eukaryota, Fungi, Ascomycota, Dothideomycetes, Pleosporales, Cucurbitariaceae.